Molecule: messenger RNA, 1978 nt
Organism: Cicer arietinum (chickpea)
Lineage: Eukaryota; Viridiplantae; Streptophyta; Magnoliopsida; Fabales; Fabaceae
Product: cytochrome P450 72A68-like
Molecular function (GO): oxidoreductase activity, acting on paired donors, with incorporation or reduction of molecular oxygen; monooxygenase activity; iron ion binding
Source: RefSeq, a predicted model, not a curated record
AAGAAUCGUGUUAUAAUUCGAAAUGUGAAACAGACAAAAAAGUCUUAGUCAAGAACAUGUGUGGACUGUGUUUAGUUCUUCCAUAUAAUAUAAAUAUCAUAUCACACUUUUUCUUGGCCACCGAAUUACUUGUUUCAUCCUCUUCUCCUACUUUCUUUUCUCCACGAAAUGGCUACAGUUACUACUGCCAUAAUUCUCUUCACCUUGACAAUACUUUCUCUAACUUGGGCAUGGAGGAUGCUUAAUUGGUUAUGGUUGAAGCCAAAGAAGCUAGAGAAGCUUCUAAGAGAACAAGGGUUUAAAGGUAAUUCAUAUAGGCUUUUAGUUGGAGACGUAAGAGAUCUUUUGAAGACGAGAAAGGAAGCAACAUCUAAGCCUAUGAAUCUUUCAGAUGAUAUUGGGCCUCGUGUGUUUUCCUAUGUUCAUCACAGUGUUACAAAAUAUGGAAAGAAUUCUUUUAUGUGGUUUGGACCGAUACCGAGGGUGAACAUCACAGAUCCUGAGCAAAUUAAAGAUGUACUUAACAAAAUCUACGACUUCCGAAAGCCGAAUUCGAAUCCACUAGUCAGGUUACUAGCUAAUGGUCUUGUAAGCUAUGAGGGAGAAAAGUGGAACAAGCAUAGAAAGAUAAUCAACCCUGCAUUCCAUUUAGAAAAAUUGAAGAUAAUGUUACCAAUAUUCUUCAAAAGUUGCGAUGAUCUGAUUAGCAAAUGGGAGAAAAUGUUGUCAUUGGAAGGAUCGUGCGAAAUGGAUGUAUGGCCUUUCCUUCAAAAUUUGGCUAGUGAUGUUAUUUCUCGAACGGCGUUUGGAAGUAGUUUUGAAGAAGGAAAAAGAAUAUUUCAACUUCAAAUCGAGCAAGCUGAACUUACGAAGCAGAUUAUGAUGAAAGUUUAUAUUCCUGGAUGGAGGUUUCUACCAACUACGACCCAUAAAAGGAUGAAGGAAAUUGACAGAGAUAUAAAAGCUUCACUUACAGAUAUGAUUAACAAGAGAGAGAAGGCACUCAAGGCAGGUGAAGCCACUAAGGAUGACUUAUUAGGCAUACUUUUGGAGUCAAAUCACAGGGAAAUGGAAGAACAUGGAAACAAUAAGAAUGUUGGAAUGAGUCUUGAAGAUGUAAUAGAGGAAUGCAAGUUAUUCUACUUUGCUGGACAAGAGACCACUUCAGUUCUGCUUGUUUGGACAAUGGUGUGUUUAAGUAGGUACCCUGAUUGGCAAGCACGUGCAAGGGAAGAAGUAUUUCAAGUCUUUGGCAACAAAAAACCAGAUUUUGAUGGACUAAGUCAUCUUAAGAUUGUCACCAUGAUUUUGAAUGAGGUUCUUAGGUUAUACCCACCUGUAAUAGCACUUGCUCGAAGUGUUCACAAAGAUGUGAAGCUUGGAAACAUAACAUUACCCGCUGGAGUGCAAGUUUCCUUACCAGUGGUUUUGGUUCACCAUGACUGUGAACUAUGGGGUGAUGAUGCUAAGGUGUUCAAUCCUGAGAGAUUUUCUGAAGGUGUUUUAAAAGCAACAAAUGGCAAAGUUUCAUUUUUUCCAUUUGGUGGGGGUCCUAGAAUUUGCAUUGGACAAAAUUUUUCUAUGUUGGAAGCGAAAAUGGCAAUGGCAAUGAUUUUACAACAUUUUUCGUUUGAACUUUCUCCAUCCUAUGCUCAUGCUCCGGCUACGGUAAUUACUCUUCAGCCACAAUAUGGUGCUCAUAUAAUUCUACGUAAAGUGGAAAUAUAAAAUUAAUAAUUAGCUUUUUGUAUUAUUAGAAGGCUCAUAAUGUAACAUAGCAAACCCAUAAUAUAGUAAAACAUCAUUUACUACAAAUACUAUCAUAUUAAAACUUUUUCUGAAAGCUAAAUAUAUGUAUAUAGGUGAUGAAGUUUAUAAUACCUUUUACAUUGGCUCUAUGUUAAUUAAACCUACACAUGUUGGCAUGUAGGCAACUUUGGCAUUUUACAAUUUCUUAUGAAUAGCAGACUUUCUAUCA